AUGGUAUAUGUUUUAGGUUUGGGUGGUUUGGGUGGUUUAGGCUGGGGAGGCCUCGGCUGGGGCGCGCCCAUCGUCAGCGCACCCAUCUACUCGUACAGCGCGCCAAUCCUGGCUCCCGCCGCCGUCUCCACCGCCAACCUUAUCAAAGCAUCGCCCAUGCCCGUUGUCAAGACCUACUCCGCUCCCAUCAUCACCAGCCCCGUCAUCAGCACCGUAGGCCUCGGUGGUUGGGGCGGCUACGGCCUCGGCGGUCUUGGCUACGGCGGACUCGGCGGUAAAGGCAUGUGGUCUGGAGUCCCUGUCAACACCUGGGGCUACGGUCUCGGCGGCAAGGGUCUCGGCUGGCAUUAAAUGAUGACGAAGUGUUUCUUUCUAUCUCUCUUCGCCGCCACACUUCAAUAAAGCAUUCAC
Messenger RNA from Cydia strobilella, 411 nucleotides. Its product is annotated as shematrin-like protein 2. Lineage: Eukaryota; Metazoa; Arthropoda; Insecta; Lepidoptera; Tortricidae. The transcript has a single exon. The record is from RefSeq and is a predicted model, not a curated record. The coding region runs from base 1 to 351 and encodes 116 amino acids.